CCAGCCGGUGGUGUCACUCAACAACAACCUGCAGACUUCAAAUCACUUCAAACACACAAUACCUCACACUGCCGAAUAGGUGACUCAGGCAAAAAUAUCACCUUGUCUUUCCAUAAAGUUGGUUGACUAUCUUUCCUUCAUCCCCCUGUCCUUUAAACUGAUUCCUUUAGAGAAAUUGCUCAGCUGUUUUUCUGAUGGUCAGCCAUGGAUGAAGAUGACAGCCAAGAGGAGCUGAUCAACCGCAGUUCGUCCCACAGCAAAGGAAAAAGGGCUGCGUUGUGGGCCAUCUCAGAUGACUCUGACAAUGAUGAAGGGGAGUCUGAGGAGGGAGAAUCUGACAGUGGUGAGGAAGAAGAGGAUGGUCACGUAGAUGGAGAGGAUGACGAUGAAGAGGACGAAGAAGAAGAAGGGAAUGAAGAGGAGGAUGAUGAGGAAGAGGAGGAAGAUGCCAAGGCUGAGGAUGGAGCUUUUGGGGGAACCUCUGUUGAGGUUGUGGAGAUCAGCUCGGAUGAGGACGCAGAGAAGUGUCCCAUCUGCCUUAACUCAUUUAGCAACCAGCCUGUGGCAACACCAGAGAACUGCGAGCACUACUUCUGUCUCGACUGCAUCCUUGCAUGGGCCAAGAAUGCAAACUCGUGUCCUGUAGACCGUAUUGCCUUCAACAGCAUAUACCUAAGGAAAUGUUAUGGAGGCAAAGUGAAGAAAAUGAUCACAGUACAGAAGCCUGUGAAGGAAGGGCAAGAGGAAAUCAUAGAUGUGGACCUGGAGCAGACCAGCUGUGAGGUGUGUGGGGGCAGCGACCGUGAGGACCGCCUCUUGCUCUGCGAUGGCUGUGAUUCUGGGUAUCACAUGGAGUGUCUCACGCCACCACUUGACUCUGUUCCUGUGGAGGAAUGGUUCUGUCCCGAGUGUGAAGCCAGCAAUCGUCACUUACGGGGUACAGCUGAAGAAAUUAGUGACACAGAGAGCCUACCGUCUGCUGCCCAUCCUGCCACCAGUCGCUCCCAGUCCGGGGCUGCAGGUCCCACCAGAGCUAUCGCCCGAACUCAGCAGAGUGAAAGGGUCCGAGCUAAUGUCAACCGACAUCGCAUCUCACAGGCACGCUCAUCACAGUUGGCUCCCACAUAUCUGAUUCAGUCCUCGUGGCUGGAUGACACUAUUAAUGCUGUGGUUUCUGGGCUCAACACGGCUGUGUAUAUACGGGACUUCACACCUCGUGUCCCAUCUACCCGCAGGCGAAAGACCGGAAAGCGCAGAAAGGUCAGAAGAAAGAAGACAUCUUCUGUUAGGGGUCAAAAUGGUAAAGCGUCAAGUACAGGAGUCAAGAGGAGGAGACGGAGAGUGAGGAGGACUAAAUCCAGAAGAAAGCUGAUGUUGAAAAAGACUGCCACUCCUCGAAGCCGUAUUGCUAAUAAUCUCCGAAUUGUAAAAGACAAGAAGAGCUCUUCGCUUCCUACAGUAUAUCGGCCAGCAGAGCACACGCUAAGCAACAUGCGCGCUGACAUAGGCGCAGCAUCCCUCUCUAUCUAUGGAGAUCCAUUUGACCUGGAUCCAUUUGUGGAACGUGAGGAGGAAGAGCAGCAGGCCCGCGUUACGUCUCUGUUGGAGGCAAAGAGACGAGGGAUCUCUCGAUCUGCUCUUCGUUCUCACCAGCCGGUAGCUCGACCAGUCACUGCAGGCCUUUCCAGGAGAGGAAUGGAUGUGCCCCAGUCAGGGGGUGUCGUGGAGGCGGCUCCUGUGCCCGACCUCCUGGGCAGUAUCCUAUCGGGACAGAGCGUCCUCUUGAUGGACAGCUCUGAUGUCGUUAUUAAUCGAGAUGGUUCCCUUAAAGCUACAAAGUCAAUGAUGCCAUCUGGGUUAAACCCAGGUUGCAGCAAUAGCAAUAGUAGCUCAGGAGAAACCAGCACCCAGAUCAGUCCGGUGAUGUCACCCAACCCAGGAGACAGUUCUCCGUCCCUCCACUACAGCGGAGACCUACCAGGGUCCUCCCAUAGCUCCAUGAACAGACCUUUCUCCCAGAGCUCUUCUCACUUACCCCCCUACAUGCCCUCCUCAGCCAGCCACACCCGACCAUCUACCCAUUCUGAUUUACCACCGCGAGGUCAUCCAAGUUUGCAGCCACCUCGUCCAAUCAGACCCACGACGCACCCUCCUGCUCACUGGAGAGCCAAUGGAGUUAGUUCCCCCAGCCCCUCCUCAUCCACCCUAGACUCCAGCUCCAAAAGCAAGGGAGUGGCCUCAUCACAGUCCCAACCUAAAAAAGCUGAUCUAAAGCCCAUGUGGGUAGAUGUGUCAGUGCUUCCUAGGAUACCAAAAAUAAAAAGGGAGAGCAGUGGUGUCGCAAAUGAUGGCGCUAGUCAAGGUGGCAGCAGUAGUCGUGGUAGGGGAAAUAGUAGUAAUUCUAGUAGUAAUGGUUACGGCGUGCCAGAUACAGGCAUGAACAGCCUCGCUGGGGAUAAGGGAAGGCAGCAAAGUGUCGACCAGCAGAAGGGCAGGACUGACGGUCAGGCGCAGAGGCCUGACAGAGCGGGCUCAUCCUCAGCCUUCUCCAACUCAUUCUCAUCCUCUUCCUCCUCCACUGGCUCUUCUGCCAACCAUCCACGUUAUUCCUCUUCUUCCUCAUCUUCAUCAUCGGUGAGCUUCCGCAUUAACACCAGUGGGAACUCCUGGCAGUCAAGGCGGCUAAGCACCUCGUCAUCUUCUCCUGCUGCUGCUGGAGGCAGUACGCCGGCACCCCGGAGAGAAAAGGAAGAUGACGCAAAAAAGAGACAGAUGCACAGGGACAAACAGAUGCUCCUGGCAUCACGUACGUCGGCCAAUAAGGAACAAGAGAGUGAUACUAUCUACGACCCCUUUGAUCCCACUCUGUCAGACUCGAGCAGCUCGGAUGAUGAGAGCCUGGACGGUAGCUCCCGACUCACCACACGUGAGGAGAAGGCUCCUAGUUUAGGAAACAAGAAGGGUUUAGUGCAAAGGAAGCAGGACCUGGUUGCUGUGAAAACUGAAACACAGGAGACCGAGGUCUCACAAGAAGAACCAAGGAGAGCUAGUGUUCAGGAAACCACGUCACGGGAGCUCAGAUUCUUAGAGGAAUAUGUCAAGGUAGAAAAAGAAACUCGAUUACUAAACACUAAGACUGAGAAACAAACAUCAUUACUUUCCACUAAAGUUAAGAAAGAGCCAGGGUUAGAUGAUGCAGGGGAAGCUGAAAGGUUUGGUCACAAUGUAAAAAGUUUGAAGUCAGAGACAGCAGACACCACACCACCUCUUCAACACAGCCUGGAUCUUGUAAAGACUGAAAGAGAGACUCUAGGGGAGGAGAGUGGAGAGAGUGUUGGAGCUCCACCUGACUGUAAAAACGAUUCAUCAGCAUCUAGCUCUGCUCCCACCAAGAAGAAACACAAGCCAGAAAGUAAAUCGGAUUCCAAAUCAUCUCCCAAGUCGAGAGAUUCAGGCCAUAAGAAGAAGACCCUCCAAGCUUCGAAGGAGAGACGCUCUAGCAGUCCAGAGACUGACAGAGGCAAGAGAGGAGACCAUCAUGCCUCAGGCGAUGGAGGCCGACAGAAAGAAAAGGAGAAGGACAAAGGAGAAAGGAGUUCCAGGCGGUCAAGGUCCAGAGAGAGGAGGAGGGCACACUCAACAUCAGAAAGCUCUCAGUCCCAUUCCCCUGAUAAGACUCGCAGAAAGAGACAGCGGUCCCGAUCCAAAGACAGGAGGCGAUCUAGGUCUGGUUCCAGCUCUAGCAGCAUAGAGCAUUCAACGAGGAAGAAGCAUAAACAAAUGAGCAAGGAGAGAAAUGAUGGUAAAGAGCGAGACUGUGAUAAAAGACGGGUGUCAAAGGACAAGAGACACGGUCGGUCCCGCUCAAAAUCACGUUCCAGAUCCAGAUCGAAGGACCCUAAACGUGGUCGAUCUCGCUCAAAAUCACGGUCCAGAUCCAGAUCUAUAUCGAAGGACCAUAAACGUGGUCGAUCUCACUCAAAAUCGCGAUCCAGGUCCAGGGAAAAGAGGAAAGACCCAGCACGCCUGCCACAACCCUCUCUCUCUUCCAGAGACAAGGUGGAGUCACAGUCAAAAGACAAGAGGAGACGCAAGUCUCGGUCCAGCUCAAGAGAGAAAAGGAAAGAAGAAGGAUCUUCAUCCAAGAGUUCUCAGAAAACUUCAGGGUCCUGUGUUUCGUCCUCUAAAGACACAAAACAGGUAGAGGGCAAGAAAAAAGAGAAGGCUAUCGCUCGAAGCUCCCUCAAAGACAAAAAAGCUGCCACAGUGAAUAAACAGAAGAUUCCCUCCUCUACUGACACGUCUAAAGAUAAAAAGAAAGGGAAAGACCUCAAGGCAGACGAACAGGCCACAAAAGCAGAAAUGACGGAAGAGGUGAAGGUUGGAAAAGAAAUUAAGAAAGAAAAACAAACAUCUCUUGAUAUGUUUGAAGAUUCUUUUUCUCUUACUAAACCAAUUAAGAAAGAAGAAACUGACAUUUGUGCUUUGAUGGUAACCAAAAGCAUAGAUGAGGAGGGAAACAAAGAAGAACCCAUCAAGACUGAGAGGUUUGAAGUCAAGACCGAGAGGUUUGAAAUCAAGACUGAGACUUGUGAAGUCAGCACUGAGACUUGUGUAUUCCCAGUAAUUAAAUCCGAGCCAAGUUCCCCAGAAUCAUGCCACCUAUCCCCUGCCACCUCAUUUUCUACAUUGACCACACCUGUUACAGCACACGGUCUCCAGGACACAGUCUCUCAGUCUCAGCCAGAGGCGAUGGCCUCCAGAGAACAACCAGACACCGUUGGGUUGACUGUCCCCGUGAAGCAGGAAGUGAAGCAGGAAGUUCAGCAACCCUCGGACUCUGAUGAUGACUUUAAUGUUGAUGUGAUGCUAGACAACCUGGACUAUGUGAAAUCUGAGCGCACGGAGGAAAGCGCUGCAUCUGUCAAACAAGAGGAGGAAGCAGAAGAGGAGAAGACUGAACAGGCAUCGACUGUAGUGGGAGCGAAAUCCAAGCCUCAGGUGAAAAGGGUCACCUGGAAUAUACAGGAGCCUGAGGGGCCUCAACCAGAGAAAUCAGCAAGCAAGCUGUCGCUUUAUAAACUGAAGCUGAAGCAGGAAGGAGCUCGCAGACCCCCUUCAACAGUCCAGACAACCAGUCAGGACAUCACUGGAGCUGUCAGUCACCCUUCCAAGAGGGAUGCUGUCGAUCCGCUUGGUACCUCCUCUAGAUCUGAUGGUGUACCAGGAGAGGCAGAGGAAGGAGAUUCGUCAAGGAAAGACCAGUAUUUGAAGAAGCUGCACAUGCAGGAGAGAGCUAUAGAAGAGGUGAAGCUCGCCAUCAAGCCUUUCUACCAGAACCGAGACAUCAACAAGGAUGAAUACAAAGAGAUUCUACGCAAAGCCGUCCAGAAGGUGUGCCACAGCAAGAGUGGGGAGAUCAACCCAGUGAAGGUGGGCAAUCUGGUCAAGGCAUAUGUGGACAAAUACAAACACGCUAGGAAACACAAGAAAGGAGAGGACUUAGGGCAGGAGGCUGAGGCCAUGGGAAUGUCUGAUAGCCCAUGAGGAGGCGUGAAUUACAGGCAAGGACAGCCACACCCACUGCAAACACUUCAUAUUCAUAUGUUUUACUUUGUGUCCGACAGCUAGGUGUGAUCUCAAACUCUCUUACAAACUAAUCAGUUAACUAAGAUUCGCUCAAAUCUUCAAGAUGGAACAUUUUCUACGAUGUCGAGCUUGAUAUCGAAUUGAAUUUCCAGGACAAACUUUUUUUUGUUGAUCACUUGAACAUCACCUGAACUGCACCUGUUGAUGUCUUACACUUGGACUGUCACUGCCAAGACUCUGGUCUCUUUGUGUAGUACAGCUCAGAAACUCAACGGGAGACCUCGAGGUUGUGCCUUAAAGAGGCAAAUCUCAAAGUCCCUUCCGUGGCAUGAUAAAUCGGGUAGCUUUCUCCACCGGGAGGAUGGCUGUUUUGUUUUGUUUUGUUUGGUGGGAGUGAAGGGGUAUUUAUCAGUGGCAAAACUUUUUUGUUUGGUUAAGAAAAAGGUAUAAAAAUAUGCAGAGUAUGCAUAUUUAAGAGGUUUGUCACAUCAAGGAACAACACUGUUAUGCAAUUUUUGUAGAAACUUUAUCAGUAUAGUAAUAAAACAAUUUUAGAUUUGGUUGUAAAUAAUAUAGAUUUGAUAUAUCCACUUAUAUGUUCAUUUCAUCUGUGUUGCCUGUUGUGAAUGGCUGACAUAAAUGGUUCUAGUUUAUAGAGUUUGUGUUUUGUAUUUUGAAAGCCUCCGUUAUCUGUCUAAUAUCCAUGUCUGAUGAGCUGAAUCUAGUUCAGCGUUCUACAGGUGAAUUCUGGCUCAGCAAUUUGAAAUGAAUAAUGGAGUCACUCAGCUCAGAUAACAGCCUCUUCUUUUUAGGCACCUUGUUCCUUUGAGUGUCAGUGUUACCUGUUUUUCAACCCGUUAUUGAAAUGUAGAAAACCAGGGAAUAUUUUGUUUUUGUGCCUAACUAGUAAAAAUAAUAAUAAUAAUAAUAAAAAAACGCACCAUUUCCCUCAAUAAAAACGAUUAAAUUUGUUUUUGGGCAUUCUGUUUUUAAACAAUGGAGACUACCGCUCCACAGAAGGUAGUAUAGAUUUUAUUUUGGAGUGAAAAGGGUUAUAAUACAGACUCAAUGGCUGAGUUGCAGUACCCAUUAUUGUGCAAAAAUGUCUAUAUUUUGUCACUGUCUUACCUGAUGCUCUCACAUCUGCAAACAUUUUAACACGUUUUUUUUUCUUUUUGUAUUUAAAGUUUAUCAAUACAUAUUAAGCUCAUUUUAUUGGCAUGAUAUCAAGGUUUUGUGAGCUCAAUUUAUAGUCCAUAUUAUCAUAAAAAAACAGUGGAACAUCUCAUAAGUUGCAGCAUUUUCCAAGGUAGGUAUGAUGGAAGUAAACACAAGCGCUUUAGUUGGGAACAUCUGUUCAGUGUUCACCUGCAGUACUUAAUUACAGCCUCAUUCUGACUGCUUUGUCAUUGUGUCUUAAACCUUACUCUUGGUGAUAUCCUUUACUACAUUGCUUUCUUUAACAGAAUUGUUCAUGAGAAUGUUAUUCUGCGUGUCCAGCAUUUUGUUGUCUAUAGUAGUUUGUGUAAAGACGGAUCAGGUGGGUGGUCGGACUUGCCUUGUACUGUGUUGUCACGUUUAAUUCUGCUUCAUAACGCCAAGGACUAGGAGUGGACGAAUCUACAAAAACAGGUGCUCAUGUUUAUCUGAAUGUAUUUUUCUUUUUUCUGCAUUUACUUGAUCAGACAGGCCAGGUGUUUCUAUAGAGGGAACACAAAUGAUAAUAAAUCACUGAUGAUAAAUAGGG
Messenger RNA from Sebastes umbrosus (honeycomb rockfish), 7336 nucleotides. RefSeq names its product PHD and ring finger domains 1 (gene phrf1). The transcript has 20 exons. NCBI's taxonomy places the organism in Eukaryota, Metazoa, Chordata, Actinopteri, Perciformes, Sebastidae. The record is from RefSeq and is a predicted model, not a curated record. Bases 205 to 5547 code for a protein of 1780 amino acids.